This is a messenger RNA of Pseudovirgaria hyperparasitica, 984 nucleotides long. RefSeq lists its product as uncharacterized. The record is from RefSeq and is a predicted model, not a curated record. Lineage: Eukaryota; Fungi; Ascomycota; Dothideomycetes; Acrospermales; Acrospermaceae. The coding region runs from base 194 to 742 and encodes 182 amino acids. The transcript has a single exon.
AACGGACGUGCUUCGCGACCCGAUCAACGAAGAAUGCUGAGCUCAGACAUGCGAGACUUGGGCAAAGCAAGAACGCAUUGCGCCUCCUCGAGGUGCUGCAAAAGACACUUACCUGGUCGAGGCUCAGACACAUAGCGGACUCUCUCCUCCUAAAGCACUUCUCUGAGAGGAUGAAGUCGCGGCGUUCUGUGACAUGUGGCUAGCGAGCCGUGAAAUUACUGUAACACCACUGCACAGUGCGUCUCUCAGCAAAGCUGCAUACAGAAGAGCGCGGCCGGCAGCUUCAAGCGUUCCGGCCGACUUGUCGUGGUCCGUGGAGUACAUGUGGGCCCCUCACGACCCUUGCUCAGCCCUGCGUUGGGGAAUGAUGCUUGGAAUGCUUGUAUGGAACCUUGACCCAAACAAACAACCGCAACAGCCUCCCGCAAACGCAUCUGUCAAUCCUUCACCCACAAAAACUGCUAAGGCCUUCAAUAAUUACUUUGCCACACAACUUUCCGCACUCAGCCAGACGAUGCCAGAGUGCCAGGGCACCUGCAGCCGAUGGGUCACUGGCGAUACCCGUUAUACGCCCGCUGAACGUUCAGCACGUUCCUGCUUGCCCAAGGGAUCGUGCUGCUCCAGUAACUCCGCCCUAUACUUCGGGUGUUUUCUGUACAGACCGCUGCGGAUGCAGCCGAUUGAUGCACAGGGGGCUUUCGCGGGGAAAGCGGCGAAUGACGGAGCUUGCGGUUUGGCAUGAUAUGGUUUGUACCUGUGCGUCUGAGGCUCUGUUGAUCAGAGGAGGCAGUUUUACAGCAUUCCCAGCCGUUUGGGUGGUCCCUGGGUUGCCUAUACUUAGAAAUAAGCAAGGUACGCUGGGGUGGUCGAUCGACUGUACAGACGGAUUUGCUCUUCAUUGAAGCUUAGGUGAGAAGAUGAGUAUUCCUCUCUCUUACUGAAGCUUAUGAUCAUGACUGUACGGUAGCCCACAUUAGUAUUAUC